Poecile atricapillus (Black-capped chickadee) is the source of this 3408-nucleotide messenger RNA. It is a transcript of the gene SLC7A4, whose product is annotated as solute carrier family 7 member 4. The record is from RefSeq and is a predicted model, not a curated record. Gene Ontology annotation, molecular function: amino acid transmembrane transporter activity. The transcript has 4 exons. Gene Ontology annotation, cellular component: plasma membrane. Gene Ontology annotation, biological process: transmembrane transport; amino acid transport. Bases 3 to 1964 code for a protein of 653 amino acids. Lineage: Eukaryota; Metazoa; Chordata; Aves; Passeriformes; Paridae.
GGAUGGCGAGAUGGCUGCCCCGCUCCACCGACCUGACCCGCUUCUGCCAGAAGCUCAACCGGGUAAAGACCCUGGAGGAUGACAUGAUGGAGACAUCCUUUAACAGAUGCCUUUCCACCGUCGACUUGACGCUGCUGGGCAUUGGGGGCAUGGUGGGCUCCGGGCUUUAUGUCCUCACAGGCACUGUGGCCAAGGAGAUUGCCGGCCCUGCCGUCAUCAUCUCCUUCAUCAUUGCCGGCUUUGCCUCACUCCUGGCUGCUCUCUGCUACGCCGAGUUUGGAGCCCGUGUGCCCAAGACAGGCUCUGCGUACAUGUUCACCUACGUGUCCGUGGGUGAAAUCUGGGCUUUCCUCAUUGGCUGGAAUGUGCUGCUGGAGUACAUGAUCGGAGGGGCUGCGGUGGCCAGGGCCUGGAGUGGCUAUCUGGACUCCAUCUUUAACCACAAGAUCAAAAACUUCACCGAGACCCAUGUGGGUGCCUGGCAGGUGCCAUUCCUGGCCCGCUAUCCAGACUUCCUGGCAGCUGCCAUCCUGCUGGUAGCCACAGCCUUCAUCUCCUUUGGGGCCAAAGUGUCCUCCUGGCUCAACCAUGUCUUCUCAGUCAUCAGCAUGGGUGUCAUCCUCUUUAUCCUCAUUAUGGGCUUUGUCCUCGCACAGCCCAAGAACUGGAGCACCCAGGAGGGUGGCUUUGCCCCAUACGGGCUGUCGGGCAUCAUGGCUGGCACAGCCACCUGCUUCUACGCCUUUGUGGGCUUUGAUGUCAUCGCAGCCUCCAGCGAAGAGGCCAGGAACCCACAGAGGGCUGUUCCCAGGGCCAUCGCUUUCUCCUUGGGGCUGGCCACUGGUGCCUACAUCCUGGUGUCAGUUGUGCUGACGCUGAUGGUGCCCUGGCACACGCUGGACCCUGACUCUGCCCUGGCCGAUGCAUUCUACAGGAGGGGCUAUGCCUGGGCAGGGUUUCUGGUGGCUGCUGGCUCCAUCUGUGCAAUGAACACAGUUCUGUUGAGCAACCUCUUCUCCCUGCCACGCAUCGUCUAUGCCAUGGCCGAAGAUGGGCUCUUCUUUCAGGUCUUCUCCCGAGUGCACCCCCGCACACAGGUGCCCGUCGUCGGCAUCGUGGUCUUCGGGCUGCUUAUGGCCCUCCUGGCCCUCGUCUUUGACCUAGAGGCCCUGGUGCAGUUCCUGUCCAUUGGCACACUUCUGGCCUACACCUUCGUGGCCGCCAGCAUCAUUGUCCUGCGCUUCCAGCAGCAGAAGGGGGAUGUCCCUGCACCAGCAGCUAGUGGCCGGCCCAACCCCGAGCCCCACGAGGACCCGUCCAGGGGCGAGCUGAAGGAGUAUGAGUCCUUCUCCGACAAGCUGCAGCUGGUGGACAGGGACAAGAGCAACGAGCAGCGGGAGCCAGGGCAGCUGAAGGCAGCAUUUGAGCCCUACCUGGAAUUCCUCAGUGACUUCUACCCUGGUGAGGUGGUCAUGGUGGCUGUGGUGACCCUGAUGGUGUCUGCCAUCUGCCUCUGCUCCAUUUUAGUGUUUGGCAACACCCACCUCCACCUGCCCACCUGGAGCUACUCCCUGCUGCUGGUCCUCUUCAGUUUGGGCUUCCUGCUCAGCCUCCUCCUCAUCUGGGCACACGAGCAGCAGCACAGCACCCAGACCUUCCAGAUCCCCUUGGUACCCCUGUCCCCAGCACUAAGCAUCAUCCUCAACAUCUACCUGAUGCUGAAGCUCAGCUACAUGACGUGGCUUCGCUUCGCCAUCUGGCUCCUCUUAGGCCUGCUCGUCUACUUCGGCUAUGGCAUCUGGCACAGCAAGGAGAACCUGCGGGAGCCGCAGCCCCAGCGUGUCAGCGCCCGCUACGUGGUGUUUCCAGGUGGCAGCCUGGAGGAGAGGGUGCAGGCAGUCCAGCCUAGCUCCCAGCCCGCCACCGGGCUGCCAGACACCGACACCGAUGACUGCAAGAGAUGACACCCCUGGCAACAGGGGCACCUGGGGACGGGAGCGUCGGAAUCUCCUCCCACAAUGAGGCCAGAGAUCCACCCCCCUCCUCCUGGUCCCUCUGAUGGCAGAUCCACUGGGGUUGCCCUGGGUGUGGGGUUCCACCUGGAGAGGAUGAGGAUGCUCACCCUUCCCCACAUACUUCUGACAGGGUGUGGAGGAGCUGCCUCCCUCCCCCAUCCCCUUCACUCAGGAGCUGGGUCUCAGCCCAGUGCCAACCCUGCUCAUGAGGAGCCGUGUCCUUGUCACCUCUCCCCAAGCACACCCUGGCACUGUGCAGCACAUCUCCUGUCUGACAGCACAUCUCUGCAGCCGGGGAUGCAGAGGUUCCCCACAGACCAGGACAGGCAGCCCAGUGCUGCCCAUCCUUACUCUUGUCCUGAGUGCAGCCCCCUGCCUCCUGCACAGUCCCCUUCGGAAGGGGGCAGGGGCCAAUCAUGCAUCCUCACAGGCACCCCUGCCAUCCCUAUCCCCAGAGCUGCUCUCCUCAAAGGCUGGGGCUGAGGGAGCUGAGGGGCAGCUGGAGACAUGACAUGAAGAAGAGAUAUGGCCAGAGUGGGUGGCUGGGCAGGCACCCCAGGAGAGCCAGUGGAGACUGGCAUGGCAAAAGCCCAGCUGCAUCUCCUCAGCCACAUGAACUGGCUGGCUGAGGGAUGGACUAGGGGCCAUGCCUGCUGGAAGAUAAUGCCAUGGCCUGAGUGGGGUAUGGGUGCUCAGGUACAUUGCCUUGUCCCUGGAGGUCUCCAGCAGCAUCACUGAGCUAGUCUGCCUGGAGCUGGCUCCCCACUUCUCCUGCACCCUAGCAGCACCACCUGCCCCACCAUGGGAACUCAUUCCCCCAUGAUGCCCCUUCCAGGCUCUCUGGGACUUGGGGACAGGCUCAGCAGGUGCUUUUCAGUAUUGGCCCCUCCCCAGCAACCAUCCCCAUGCUCUGGGGUCACCCCAGCUGCAAGGGUGUCAUGGGGGGGUCCCCAGCAGUACUGCUGCAGCCACCCCUGACUGUUUUGCCCAUGGGCAGCCUAAUGGAAGGGAAAAGAGUUUCAGCAUGUUUUGGAAGUCAGUCAAGCGUGAGGUUACCAACUUGAUGGGCCUUGCAGCAUGGACACCCUGCUCCAUCCUCAUCCUCUGCAUGCGGCAAGGAGCUGGGGACUGUGGGAAAGCUGUUCCAUUACUUCUGACUGGCCAGUCCCUGGGGGGCCCUAGAGAGGCUGUGGGCACCCUCAGUAGGAUGUGCUAACUCCGGUGAGCCCCUCUGUCUGAUAGCACUGCUCCGUGUCCCGCCUUGCCCCCGUGCUGCUGCCACCAGAGCUGUGGCCCCGCUUGGCACCUCUGUGUUGUGGCUUGUGAGCAACGAGCUGAUUUGGACAACCUCAUAAAUACUGUUUCUACAAUGGCUCUGGCUGGUUGUGAUCAC